AUGAAGAUUCCAAUCAGGGCAAGGGCUGCGAUGGCUCCUACGACCACCCCGGCGAUGAGACCUGCCGAGGGCCCUGAGUUUGAAUUCGAUGGGGAUGGCGAAGUUGCUCCCCUAGUCGACGAAGAAGUAGAAGUUCCGAUCUCUGUGACUGUCAUGGAUCCAUUUUCCUCUCCAACUGCACUUGUUGCCGUGAUCCUGGCUGCAAUACUUGUCGGAUCCACGGGCGUCGGCAAGGCAUUCACCACUCCGCCAGCCACACUCUCAAUCACGGCUGUAGGAACUGUAACGCCCUUGCUUGACAGAAUCGACGAUACAUCACCCACAAUACUCGACAAAAAGUCGCCUAUUUGCCGUUUUCGCCGUGCGUGCUCCUUUUGA
Bipolaris zeicola 26-R-13 is the source of this 378-nucleotide messenger RNA. RefSeq lists its product as uncharacterized. The record is from RefSeq and is a predicted model, not a curated record. The coding region runs from base 1 to 378 and encodes 125 amino acids. The transcript has 2 exons. Lineage: Eukaryota; Fungi; Ascomycota; Dothideomycetes; Pleosporales; Pleosporaceae.